Messenger RNA from Drosophila ficusphila, 1057 nucleotides. RefSeq lists its product as uncharacterized. Lineage: Eukaryota; Metazoa; Arthropoda; Insecta; Diptera; Drosophilidae. Bases 152 to 1048 code for a protein of 298 amino acids. The record is from RefSeq and is a predicted model, not a curated record. The transcript is spliced from 3 exons.
CACUAAAAUUAGUUAUUGGAAUCUUGUAGACAUAUUCUACGAAAAGUAUGCGAUAAGCGAUAAGGUGUGCGGGCCCUCUCUUUGGUAAUCGCGUGUGCGGCCUUACAGAAACUUGUUCGUUAAGGAAAUAUCGCAUCAGGGAUAAAAUUUUAUGCUUCCAGCCAUGCCGAUUUCCGAGACUCAGGUAAUGGGACUUCGGGAUUUACUGGUAAAUGAGAGGAACUCAACGGUCCUCCUGCAGAUGGUCAAAGGCAUCACAAAAAAUGUGUGCAAAACAGAGGAUCCAGAAGAAGCCCUUCGAGUGCUCACUGCACAUAUUCCGGACAUUUAUAUAUUUCUUUCUAAGCGUGCUAUUACCAGAGAACUUCUGUUUACAUAUUUGCACUGUCGCCAGCCCGAAGUAGCAACAGAUUUCAGCAAAGCGGACCUCAUGUCAAAAGUGAUUGAGUACUGGGAACAGAAUCAUGACCAGAAUUCACGACGACUCCUUUCCGGAGACCAGGCUGGCGCCUCCGAAGUCUCAAUUUCUGAGCAGAGCGAAAAAGACUACCCCAUUCACGCGAUUGCCCGUAAGUUCGGAGAGUGGUUUUUUGAGCGCUUCAAUUCAGACAGUCUAAGCCUGGUGGACUUGUGGACCGAUGCGGUACUGCAUCUCACUAUUAUAGCCAGCGAUGGGAUUAACGAGCAGGAGUGCACGACAGCUGCCGAGGUUCUGUCAGCACUUAUGAGCGCCAAGCAGCAGUUCGACUUUCACUUCAAUCCGAAUUUAACACACGCCGGGAUUCAGGGCCGGAUGGAUUCCUAUGGACAUUUCAUUGUGCUCUGCUGUGGCACCCUACACACAUGCCAGCGUUGCGUUGGUGUCUUCGAGUGCGCAUUCGGGCUGGUGCGGGAUCCCUAUGCGGGAAACAAUUGGAAGCUCAUGAAAGUGAGGUGGCUACUAAAAAGCAUCCCCUCCAUUCAAACAGCGGGAAUUCAUAAUCUGUGCUCGAGUGAGUCCUUACAAGCAGCGCUUGAACUGCCGGUGCCCACAGACUUCGAUAUUUAAAAAAAUUCA